UGUGAAUCUUAGAUUUUGACACGGAUCGUGAUUAAUCCCAUCUGUCGAAGCCAAAUAUUUAAUUCAUUGGAACAUGAAAUCUCGUUCCGCUCUGUUCUUCAGCUGUUUAUAACAACUUCUGAAGCAACUAAAAUUCAUCUUCUGAAGCUCUUUUCUAAAAACAAUAGCAUUCUUCUCAUUUCACCGCUGACAUUGGAAAGAAAUUUGAAAAUGUGUUAAUGCUGUGUUUUUUGGAUCUUUAGGCCAGUUGGUCGAUAAACAUUAUUAGUAUACCAACCUUCAUUCAUUCUCAUUUCACUUCCCUGAAAAAUUUAAAGAAGACACUAAGAGAGAAACUGUAAUCCAGAAUAAAAGAGCAAUGCCCAGGCUUUAUUACAAUAUACUGAAAACAAUCUCUUCAAGGGCAUCUCUACCGCAGAGACUUAAAUUCAAUACUGUCUCUCGAUGCCCUAGAAGCCCUCUUGACGAAAAAAGUCGCCAUUUCUAUGGCACAAAAAAACUCACAUGUGAAGAUGGUGGAACAAAUUCUCUGUAUUCUUCUCGAGCCUUUGUGAGGUCCUUAUCACAAUGUCCAAUUAGGAAAUUCAGUGCAGAGGCCAAUUUGGAAGGGCCCAGAGACAGUUUAGAAUAUGACGUGGUCAUUGUGGGUGCAGGCCCUGCUGGGCUUUCUGCAGCUAUCAGACUCAAGCAGAUUUGUAGAGAGAAAAAUAAGAAUGUUUCGGUGUGUGUUGUGGAAAAAGGGGCAGAAGUGGGUGCCCACAUACUAUCAGGCAAUGUUUUUGAACCUCGUGCCUUAGAUGAGCUUAUCCCAGACUGGAAAGAACAGGGGGCUCCUAUUAGAGUACCUGUUUCAUCUGACAAGUUUUGGUUCCUGACAGAAAAUCAUGCUUUUCCUCUUCCAUCACCUGUCAGUAAUAAGGGAAAUUAUGUGAUAAGCUUAAGUGAGCUUGUCCGAUGGUUGGCUAAAAAAGCUGAGGAAUUGGGAGUUGAAAUUUAUCCAGGUUUUGCUGCAAGUGAGGUUUUGUAUGAUAAAAGUUCUAAAAAUGUGACGGGAAUCGCAACAAAUGAUAUGGGGAUAGCCAAAGAUGGCUCAAAAAAGGAAACUUUUCAGCGUGGAGUAGAGCUGAAAGGGCGAAUUACACUUCUUGGCGAAGGUUGCAGAGGCUCACUUUCUGAGAGAGUGAUCAAAGACUUUGACUUACGACAGAAGGGGAAUGCAGAGCAUCAAAGUUAUGCACUAGGUAUUAAGGAGGUUUGGGAAAUUGAGGAAGGAAAACAUAAACCUGGAUUUGUGCUCCAUGCUAUGGGUUGGCCUUUGGAUAGGAAUACUUAUGGAGGCUCCUUUUUGUACCAUAUGAAUGAUCGACAGGUUUCACUUGGUUUAGUUGUUGCAUUGAAUUAUCCGAAUCCCUACUUAAGUCCCUAUGAAGAGUUCCAGAAAUUUAAGCAACAUCCUCUAAUCAAGCCAGUACUGGAAGGAGGAAAAGUUGUUCAGUAUGGUGCUCGCAGCUUGAAUGAAGGCGGGUUUCAGUCAAUUCCAAAGCCUGUUUUUCCUGGAGGAGCGCUAAUAGGAUGUUCAGCUGGCUUUCUCAAUGUUCCUAAAAUCAAAGGCACUCAUGCAGCUAUGAAGUCAGGUAUGCUUGCAGCAGAAGCAGCAUUUGAUGUAUUGUGGAAUGGAGUUGACCUGGAAGUGUAUUGGGACAAUUUAAAGAAGUCUUGGAUAUGGGAUGAACUUUAUAGAGUCCGAAAUUUUCGACCGGCAUUUAACUAUGGAUUGAUUCCAGGAUUAGGUCUUUCUGCCUUGGAACUCUAUAUUACAAAAGGAAGAUUACCAUGGACGCUCAAACAUGGCAAACCUGACCAUGAAGCAACUGAGAUUGCGGAGAUGCAUACACCUAUAAAAUAUCCAAAGCCAGAUGGAAAAGUGACAUUUGAUUUGUUGACCUCAUUAUACAGGAGUAACACAAAUCAUGAUCAUGACCAGCCAGCUCAUCUACAUGUGUGUGAUCCUAGAAAGCCAUUGGAUGUAAACUUACCAAGAUAUGCAGGGCCAGAGUCUCGAUACUGUCCAGCACGUGUGUAUGAAUAUGUGUCAGAUGAGAAUGGCUCUUUGAAGUUUCAUAUCAAUGCACAAAAUUGUCUGCACUGCAAGGCUUGUGAUAUAAAAGACCCGACUCAGAAUAUCAAAUGGACUGUACCAGAGGGAGGUGGGGGACCAGGUUAUUCAGUCAUGUAAAACAUACUACUUUCUAAGUUAGGAUGUAAAGAUAAGAUAAGUACCAUUAUCACUACUUGCUACUUCUCUGUCUUCAUCAAAGAACAUACUUUCUUCAAUACACCAUGGAAAGAAGCCCGGUAUACUCCUGGAAGGGUUUAAUAAAUGUUUGUUUUGUGCUGUACUAUGAGGUCAUUAAUCUAUUCUGUACUAUGCGUAUUCCGUAGUCAGUCUGACUCUAAACACAGACUUGGUCUCUGAUAAUGAUUUCUGAAAUAACUGGUUCAAACUCCAUACCAUCUCUUAAAAGAAACAUACAGAAAUAUUAACUUUUUUUAUGUACAACUUUGUUAUUUAUAUUUUGGCACUCAGAAUAUUCAAUUGCAACAACUGAAAAGGUCGUGGAUGAGAUUAAAAUAUCUCAUGUUUGAACUGAGUGGAUUUGAAGUCACAAGGAUGUUCUGUUGGCAAUUUCUCAAAUCAUCUGGCAAAAAUUCCAUUUGUUUCCUGAAGAUGCUCAUCAGUAUACUUCACAUUAUGACAAAUUUGCAAAAUCGGAGAUAUUGAAGGAUCUUGAAGUUUGAAUUUU
Messenger RNA from Cryptomeria japonica (Japanese cedar), 2804 nucleotides. RefSeq names its product electron transfer flavoprotein-ubiquinone oxidoreductase, mitochondrial. Gene Ontology annotation, cellular component: mitochondrial inner membrane. NCBI's taxonomy places the organism in Eukaryota, Viridiplantae, Streptophyta, Pinopsida, Cupressales, Cupressaceae. Gene Ontology annotation, biological process: electron transport chain. Gene Ontology annotation, molecular function: electron-transferring-flavoprotein dehydrogenase activity; iron-sulfur cluster binding. The transcript has 19 exons. The coding region runs from base 359 to 2236 and encodes 625 amino acids. The record is from RefSeq and is a predicted model, not a curated record.